CGCGGGCGGGCGGGCGAGCGAGCUGGCAGCGCGGGCGUGCGAGACCCCGGGCGCGAGCGAGGCGGGACGGCGCGGCGGAGACGCGGCCGUGCGCGCCAAAGUCUCCCAAGUUUUGCCGGAACAUGGCGGAAGAGUCCGACCGGAGCAGCAGCGCUCCGAGUACGAGUAGCUACAGCCGCUAGCGCCGCGGGGCGAGGUCGUCGCCAUGGCCCGCUGGAUCCCGACCAAGAGGCAGAAGUACGGGGUUGCCAUCUAUAACUAUAAUGCGUCUCAAGAUGUGGAACUCUCCUUGCAGAUCGGCGACACCGUCCACAUCCUGGAGAUGUAUGAGGGCUGGUUCAGAGGAUACGCUCUCCAGAACAAAUCCAAAAAGGGUAUUUUCCCCGAAACAUACAUCCAUUUGAAAGAGGCAACCGUGGAAGAUGGAGGGCAGCAUGAGACGGUGAUUCCUGGGGAGUUGCCACUGGUUCAGGAACUCACGAAUACUCUACGAGAAUGGGCUGUCAUCUGGCGCAAGCUCUAUGUGAACAACAAGGUCACACUAUUCCGCCAACUGCAGCAAAUGACAUACAGUCUGAUCGAGUGGCGCUCCCAGAUCCUGUCUGGGACACUCCCCAAAGAUGAACUAGCAGAGCUGAAGAAGAAAGUCACGGCCAAAAUUGAUCAUGGGAACAGAAUGCUUGGACUCGAUCUGGUUGUGCGUGAUGACAAUGGAAACAUCUUGGAUCCGGAUGACACCAGCACUGUUGCCCUCUUCAAGGCCCAUGAAGUUGCUUCUAAAAGGAUAGAAGAAAAGAUCCAAGAGGAAAAGAGCAUUUUGCAGAACCUGGACUUGAGAGGCCAGGCAAUCUUCAGUACUGUCCACACCUAUGGUCUCUAUGUGAACUUCAAGAACUUUGUCUGUAACAUCGGCGAGGAUGCGGAGCUGUUCAUGGCCUUGUAUGACCCAGACCAGUCCACCUUCAUCAGUGAGAACUACCUAAUUCGCUGGGGUAGUAACGGGAUGCCCAAGGAGAUAGAGAAGCUGAAUAACCUCCAAGCCGUGUUCACUGACCUCAGCAGCACGGACCUCAUCCGGCCACGCAUCAGCCUCGUGUGCCAGAUUGUCCGGGUGGGCCGCAUGGAGCUGAAGGAGGGCAAAAAGCACACCUGUGGGCUCCGGAGACCGUUUGGAGUAGCAGUGAUGGAUAUUACUGAUAUCAUACAUGGGAAGGUGGACGAUGAAGAGAAGCAACAUUUUAUCCCCUUUCAGCAAAUUGCCAUGGAAACCUACAUCCGCCAGAGACAGCUUAUCAUGUCACCCUUGAUAACCUCACAUGUGAUUGGAGAGAACGAGCCACUCACUUCGGUUUUAAAUAAAGUGAUAGCGGCAAAGGAAGUGAAUCACAAAGGACAAGGUCUUUGGGUAUCCUUAAAGUUACUGCCAGGUGACCUCACACAGGUUCAGAAGAACUUUUCACACCUGGUGGACCGAUGCACAGCCAUCGCUCGGAAAAUGGGCUUUCCGGAAAUAAUCCUGCCAGGGGAUGUUCGAAAUGAUAUUUACGUCACCCUGAUCCACGGGGAGUUUGACAAGGGGAAGAAGAAGACACCUAAGAACGUGGAGGUGACCAUGUCUGUGUUUGACGAAGACGGCAGCCUUUUGGAGAAAGCCAUUCAUCCCGGUGCUGGGUACGAAGGCGUCUCAGAGUACAAGUCGGUGGUAUAUUACCAAGUCAAGCAGCCUUGUUGGUAUGAGACUGUCAAGGUCUUCAUUGCCAUAGAGGAGGUCACACGCUGUCACAUCAGAUUCACCUUCCGACACAGGUCAUCUCAAGAAUCCAGAGAUAAAUCAGAGCGAGCUUUUGGGGUGGCCUUUGUGAAACUGAUGAACACGGAUGGCACCACCCUGCAGGACGGGAGGCAUGACCUGGUGGUAUACAAGGGUGAUAACAAGAAAAUGGAAGAUGCUAAAUACUAUCUGACCCUGCCUGGGACCAAAGCAGAGAUGGAAGAGAAAGAACUCCAGGCAUCCAAGAACUCAUCUGUCUUCACACCCAGCAAGGACAGCACGAAGGACAGCUUCCAGAUUGCCACCCUCAUUUGCUCCACAAAGCUCACUCAGAAUGUGGACCUGCUCGGCUUGUUAAACUGGCGCUCCAACUCCCAGAACAUUAAACACAACCUGAAGAAGCUGAUGGAAGUGGAGGGAGGAGAGAUUGUUAAGUUUUUACAGGAUACCCUCGACGCACUUUUUAACAUAAUGAUGGAAAUGUCAGACAACGAAACCUACGACUUCCUUGUGUUUGAUGCGCUGGUCUUCAUCAUCUCGCUGAUAGGGGACAUCAAGUUUCAGCAUUUUAACCCUGUACUUGAGACCUACAUAUACAAGCACUUCAGCGCCACCCUGGCACACGUGAAACUCUCCAAGGUACUGAACUUUUACGUGGCUAAUGCUGAUGACCCUAGCAAGACGGAAUUGCUCUUUGCUGCUUUGAAAGCCUUGAAGUACCUGUUUCGAUUCAUCAUCCAGUCGCGAGUGCUCUACUUGAGAUUUUACGGUCAGAGCGAAGAUGGAGAUGAAUUUAACAACUCAAUCCGCCAGUUGUUUCUUGCUUUCAACACGCUGAUGGACAGACCACUAGAAGAAGCUGUCAAGAUCAAGGGGGCAGCUUUGAAGUAUCUUCCUAGCAUAAUUAAUGACGUCAAACUGGUGUUCGACCCCAUGGAGCUCAGCGUGCUUUUCUGCAAAUUCAUUCAGAGCAUUCCUGACAACCAGCUGGUCCGGCAGAAGCUGAACUGCAUGACCAAGAUAGUGGAGAGCAGCCUUUUCCAGCAGCCAGAGUGCAGGGAGGUUCUGCUGCCGCUGCUGACUGACCAGCUCAGUGGCCAGCUGGACGACCACUCGAGCAAACCCGACCACGAGGCGAGCUCCCAGCUUCUAAGCAACAUCCUAGAGGUCCUGGACAGGAAGGAUGUGGGCCCCACAUCAGCACACGUGCAGCUGAUCAUGGAGAGGCUGCUGAGAAGGAUCAACCGGACCGUGAUUGGGAUGAGCCGGCAGUCCCCCCACAUUGGCAGCUUUGUGGCUUGCAUGAUUGCCAUCUUACGACAGAUGGAGGACAGCCACUACAGCCACUACAUCAGCACCUUCAAAACCAGACAGGACAUCAUUGACUUCCUCAUGGAAACCUUCAUUAUGUUUAAGGAUCUGAUUGGGAAGAAUGUGUAUGCCAAAGAUUGGAUGGUCAUGAACAUGACACAGAGCAGGGUUUUCCUCCGUGCUAUCAAUCAGUUUGCUGAAGUUCUCACCAAGAGCUUCAUGGACCAGGCAAGCUUCGAGCUUCAGCUCUGGAACAAUUACUUCCAUUUGGCUGUAGCUUUUCUCACCCAUGAGUCCCUCCAGCUUGAAACCUUCUCAGAAGCCAAACGCAACAAAAUUGUUAAAAAAUAUGGGGACAUGAGGAAGGAAAUUGGCUUUAGGAUCCGCGACAUGUGGUAUAAUCUCGGGCCUCACAAAAUCAAAUUCAUCCCAUCCAUGGUGGGUCCUAUUCUGGAAGUCACUCUGACCCCUGAAGUGGAGCUCCGGAAAGCCACCAUCCCCAUUUUCUUUGAUAUGAUGCAGUGUGAAUUCAAUUUGAGCGGCAACGGCAACUUCCAUAUGUUUGAGAAUGAGCUGAUCACAAAGCUGGACCAGGAAGUGGAAGGUGGCCGAGGAGAUGAACAAUACAAGGUUCUUUUGGAGAAGCUACUCUUGGAACAUUGCCGGAAACACAAAUACCUCUCGAGCUCCGGGGAGGUCUUUGCUCUCCUGGUCAGCAGCCUCUUGGAGAACUUGCUGGACUACAGAACCAUCAUCAUGCAUGACGAGAGUAAGGAGAACCGCAUGAGCUGUACCGUAAACGUUCUGAAUUUUUAUAAAGAAAAGAAGCGAGAGGACAUAUACAUAAGGUACUUGUACAAGCUUCGAGAUUUGCACAGAGACUGUGAGAACUACACAGAAGCUGCCUACACGCUCCUCUUGCACGCUGAGCUUCUGCAGUGGUCGGACAAGCCCUGCGUGCCCCAUUUGCUCCAGCGGGACAGUUACUAUGUUUAUACCCAGCAGGAACUUAAAGAAAAACUCUAUCAAGAGAUCAUAUCGUAUUUUGACAAAGGCAAAAUGUGGGAGAAAGCCAUUAAACUGAGCAAAGAGUUGGCUGAGACCUACGAGAGCAAAGUAUUUGACUACGAGGGGCUGGGCAGUCUCCUGAAAAAAAGAGCCUCGUUUUAUGAGAACAUCAUUAAGGCCAUGAGGCCGCAGCCUGAAUACUUUGCUGUGGGGUACUAUGGACAGGGCUUCCCGUCCUUCCUGCGGAACAAAAUCUUCAUCUACCGGGGUAAGGAGUAUGAGAGGCGAGAAGACUUCAGCUUGAGGUUACUGACCCAGUUCCCCAACGCUGAGAAGAUGACCAGCACCACACCUCCAGGAGAGGACAUCAAGUCAUCCCCAAAGCAGUACCUGCAGUGCUUCACUGUGAAGCCUGUGAUGAGCUUGCCACCCAGCUACAAGGACAAACCAGUUCCAGAGCAGAUCUUGAACUACUACAGAGCCAACGAAGUGCAGCAGUUCAGAUAUUCCCGGCCAUUCCGGAAAGGAGAAAAGGACCCGGAAAAUGAGUUUGCCACAAUGUGGAUUGAAAGGACCACAUACACAACAGCCUACACCUUCCCCGGGAUCCUCAAGUGGUUCGAAGUCAAACAGAUUUCAACUGAAGAAAUCAGCCCUUUGGAGAAUGCCAUCGAAACCAUGGAGCUGACCAAUGAGAGGGUCAGCAACUGUGUACAGCAACACGCCUGGGACCAGUCCCUCUCUGUGCAUCCUCUCUCCAUGCUGCUCAGUGGCAUCGUGGACCCGGCUGUCAUGGGGGGGUUCUCCAACUAUGAGAAGGCUUUCUUUACAGAGAAGUACUUACAAGAACACCCUGAGGACCAGGAGAAGGUGGAGCUGCUCAAGCGACUGAUCGCCUUACAAAUUCCUCUGCUCACGGAAGGGAUCCGCAUCCAUGGGGAGAAACUGACAGAGCAACUCAAGCCGCUGCAUGACCGGCUGUCGUCGUGCUUCCGUGAGCUGAAGGAGAAAGUAGAGAAGCUCUAUGGGGUUAUAACACUGCCACCCAGCUUGACGGAAAGGAAGCCGAGCCGCACAGGCUCAAUGGUACUGCCUUACAUCCUGUCCUCCACGCUGCGCAGGCUGUCUGUCACCUCUGUGGCCUCCUCAGUGGUCUCCACUUCCUCCAACUCUUCUGACAAUGCACCCUCCCGGCCAGGAUCUGAUGGGUCUAUCCUGGAGCCACUGUUUGAGCGCAGAGCUUCGUCAGGUGCGCGAGUUGAGGAUCUGCCACCCAAAGAAGACGGCGAAAACCGGAUUAACAAGUUCAAGAGAAAAGACUGGAGUCUGAGCAAGUCGCAAGUCAUUGCAGAGAAAGCGCCAGAACCUGAUACGAUGAGCCCAGGUAAGAAAACACAAAGGCCGAAGAGUCUGCAGCUGGUGGACAGUCGGCUGACACCGUUCCACAGUGCCUCACCUCUGCAGCCCGCAGUCUUGAGCCCCCCUCCACUCACUCCCAAAGCCACGAGGACCCUCAGCUCCCCAUCUUUGCAGACAGAUGGGCUGACAGCUUCGGUCCCUCCUCCACCUCCCCCCAAAAGCAAGCCGUAUGAGAGCAGCCAGAGAAACUCAGCUGAGAUUGCACCUCCCCUACCUGUCCGCAGAGACGCCAAAGCCCCACCUCCACCACCUCCAAAGGCUCGAAAGUCAAGCAUCCUCUCUUCUGAGCCAGGCCCUCAGUGAAGAUGUUACUCACCCUGGCUCUGCACCUCUGAGUGCCUUGGACCAAUGCAGCCCGAGAAUGGCCCCCAAAAAGUUGGGUGAGCUACCGUGCAGGGCUCCCAGCCAGCACUGCUGUCUGCAAUGAGAAGAUUCUCCAGCCCAGAACUGUUUUGUCCAUCUGAAGGCCAUGUCACCUCCCCUUUAGCCCAUGGAGCUUCCAGAAAUGGCCAUCCGUAUGCAUGACGUACAAGCAAGUGCUCUCCUUUUUCCGGGAUGGCAUGUUGGCCUCAAACACUGACUUGCUAGAUCUGCGGAGGCCUCCGCCAGCUAUCUUGCCAGUGGAGAGGAGAGUAGCCCCAGCAACUGACUCCUGGGUGGAUUUCUCAGUGUGCUUCUGAACUGCUGUGUUUAAGAUUUCCUUUCUUCUCUCCUGUCUGCAUCCCUAACCUCCUGAAAGAGCCGGAUACCAAGGACUCUCCAGGAGCGGCCAUGGUUCUCUUUCCCUAGUGUCUACUGUCUCCUUUGAGGGAAAGAGCUCCUGUGUGUAGCAGAGGUGGGGCCCCUGGCAGGUGAGGAGGGCUUCUCUGAGAUCCCGUGGACUCACAUCCUGGCACUCUCCUGAUGAAUGGCCCCCACCAGGCAGCAGUGAUGUACCUUGAGUUCCUUCGAAAGUCUUUUUGCAGGCUCUCAUCCUCCUCUUUUCUCUGAGCUCAAACCCUGGGCUCUGAGGGACCUAGGAGCCAUCCAUGGUCCUGCCAGCUACAUUUCCAGAACCUGUUGGCCUGACGAGGUGGUCCCUGCCUGCUACUUGAUUUUACCAUGGAGAACACAGUGCAAUAGUCCCUUUGAUUAUUUAUUCCUCUUGAUCAUAGAAUUAAUCUGAUUGCUUGCUAAUGGUACUAAUGUUCAUAUUCCUUUCCGAAGGAAAAAUUAGGGUGACUUGGAUGCUCAAGUAUUAUGUCCAUAUAAAUGACCACAAGGUGUACAGAU
Molecule: messenger RNA, 6781 nt
Organism: Arvicola amphibius (Eurasian water vole)
Lineage: Eukaryota; Metazoa; Chordata; Mammalia; Rodentia; Cricetidae
Gene: Dock5
Product: dedicator of cytokinesis 5
Exons: 52
Coding region: 206-5812 (1868 amino acids)
Biological process (GO): small GTPase-mediated signal transduction; cell migration
Cellular component (GO): cytoplasm; plasma membrane
Molecular function (GO): small GTPase binding; guanyl-nucleotide exchange factor activity; GTPase activator activity
Source: RefSeq, a predicted model, not a curated record